Messenger RNA from Pichia kudriavzevii, 507 nucleotides. RefSeq lists its product as uncharacterized. The coding region runs from base 1 to 507 and encodes 168 amino acids. The transcript has a single exon. NCBI's taxonomy places the organism in Eukaryota, Fungi, Ascomycota, Pichiomycetes, Pichiales, Pichiaceae. The record is from RefSeq and is a predicted model, not a curated record.
AUGUCUCUAUGGCGUCUACGUGAAUAUUUCCAACGAGGAGCAGUAUACUAUAAAAGGACAAGUGUUUCUCCCACUGUUUGUAAUGUGUUGGUGGUAGUUUUAUCCCCCAUAUAUUUUCUACAAGACAAGACAACCCAAUACCUUAUACAUUCACAACAUAUAACAAUGGCUGACGCUGGCAGAAAAGACUUUUCCGACAAACUCUCCGAGAAGGUUACUCCGGACUCACAAAAGACAUACUAUGACCAGGCCAAGGAGGCUGUCACUGAUGCCUAUGACAAGGCGGCUUCUGCACUAACUCCAGAAGACAACAAGUCAUUGGGUCAACGUUUAGGCGACUCUGUGCAAAGAGGCCACGACGACGCCAAGGGCGAUGCAAAGAGUGCUGCAAACUCUGGCGAGUCUGCCUUUGACCACCUCAAGCAAGCGACUGCAGAUGCAGUUGAGCGUGUCUCUGCGGCGGUUACCGGUGCCAAGGAGGGAGCAGAAAACAAUGCAAAGAAAUAG